UCUCUCUCUGCAUCUUAUCCAAUCCAACUCAGCAACUACUCCAAAAUUCCAAACCUGGACAUUAGACAUUUCGGCACAGGCGCUUCUCCAAUCUGUACUUUGAUCACCUGUAUCUAUAGACAAGUUACGAGAGAAUGGGAGUUCAUGGGAUUUCGCAGCUGUGGGUUUUCUCUCAUUUUCUUCUACUUUUCUGGUUCUCUGCAGAUAUUCAGAUUAAAGAUCUCAUACUAAGAGAUUCAUUAGUUUUGCUUCAUCCAAGGGAUCCUUCUCCAAAUACAAUUUCCAUUCAGUGAUUUCUUGGUUCUUUGAGGAUGGCUGUAACAGAUGAUAUUGUCACGAACGACCAUGAAGAUCAUCUCCUCGGACAAGUAAUGGAGAUUUUGAGGUCUUUGGAUUCUAGUUUGGAUGAUAUAACUGAAUCAAAAUCCUUGCAAGUGAUCCCAUUAAAGGGUGCAAUGACCAAUAAAGUUUUUCAGAUAAACUGGCUGAAGAAAACAGGGGAGCAUAAAGUUCUUGUUCGCCUUUAUGGUGAAGGUGUGGAUGUCUUCUUUGACCGUGCUGAUGAGAUCCAAACUUUUGAGUACAUGUCAAAGCAUGGACAGGGGCCUCGCCUUCUUGCGCGGUCUCCAAUUGGUCGAAUUGAGGAGUUCAUUCAUGCACGGACGUUAUCAGCUAGUGACAUGAAGGACCAUGAAAUAUCUGCUCUUAUAGCAGCCAAGUUGAGGGAGUUCAAUGAUCUUGAUAUGCCAGGUCCAAGGAAAGUCCACCUCUGGGACAGAAUGAGGAAUUGGGUUAAAAAGGCUAAAGGUUUGUGUUCACCUGAGGAAGUCAAAGAAUUUUGUUUGGAUGCUUUAGAUGAGGAAAUCCUUGAAUUGGAAAAGAAAUUGUCUGCGGACCAUCAAUGUGUUGGAUUUUGCCACAAUGAUUUGCAGUAUGGCAACAUAAUGAUCGACGAGAAGACAAGAUCAAUCACUAUAAUUGAUUAUGAGUAUGCAGGUUACAACCCAGUUGCUUAUGACAUUGCUAAUCACUUCUGUGAGAAGGCUGCAGAUUAUCAUUCUGACAAACCUCAUAUUUUAGACUUUAGUCAAUAUCCAGAUUUGAAGAAGCGCAAAAGCUUUGUCCAUGUAUAUCUUAGUUCUUCCGGUAAUGAACCCAGAGACCAUGAGGUGGAGCAGUUACUCGAAGACAUUGAGAAGUAUACUCUUGCAAGCCAUCUGCUUUGGCGCUUAUGGGGAAUAAUUUCGGACCAUGUCAAUAAAAUCGUCGACUUUAAUUACGCGGAGCUUGCAAGACAGAAGUUCAAGCAGUACUGGUUACAGAAAUCCACAAUCUUGGAAAAUUCAGGACCCUCUUCCACUGUCUCAAUUUACUAAUAAUACUGUUUUUGAUUCCUCUUGGUUUCUACAUCUUGUAGAAAUAUUCAACAACCACAAUUUCCUGUAAAAAAAAAUGUAUUCAGAACGCUGAACACUGAAAAUGUACCUAGAAUUUUGCCUAAUGGAAAGUGUAUAGUGUAUGUUGUAAACCAAUAAAUCACAGAACAAUCAAAGUUGUCUUUCAUCUUCAUAGCUCAUUGGUUUGGAUUAAAAUCUUUCCAACUGUUGCAGGCUUUUCUCUCUCUCUCUUCUCUUUCUAUGAGUUGAGUUAAGCCUAACGUGAGCAGCUCAUGGAUGGGUGUUGGUGGGGAAAAAAACUCUUCGUUUAAAUAAGAUAACAGAUAAAAAAUACAUCAAAGCACCAGUGGUCUAGUGGUAGAAUAGUACCCUGCCACGGUACAGACCCGGGUUCGAUUCCCGGCUGGUGCAUAUUUUUUAAUUUUUCAGCCUAUAUUUCUGUUAAUGCUACUUGACAAGAAGUAAAGUAGUGGAAAGGAACAAUUUAAGCAAACAGGUUUGA
This is a messenger RNA of Macadamia integrifolia, 1899 nucleotides long. Its product is annotated as probable choline kinase 2. Gene Ontology annotation, biological process: phosphatidylcholine biosynthetic process; phosphatidylethanolamine biosynthetic process. The transcript has 8 exons. Gene Ontology annotation, cellular component: cytoplasm. The record is from RefSeq and is a predicted model, not a curated record. NCBI's taxonomy places the organism in Eukaryota, Viridiplantae, Streptophyta, Magnoliopsida, Proteales, Proteaceae. Gene Ontology annotation, molecular function: choline kinase activity; ethanolamine kinase activity. Bases 312 to 1376 code for a protein of 354 amino acids.